Molecule: messenger RNA, 2580 nt
Organism: Prorocentrum cordatum
Lineage: Eukaryota; Dinophyceae; Prorocentrales; Prorocentraceae
Source: the annotation of a GenBank genome assembly
AUGUUGUACACCCUCUUGGAGGGAACGGCCGUGGACGCUCUGGAACAUGUGGAGCUGGACGAGUUGGCAGUCGACGGCGGUGAAGAGAAGCUGUUCGCCGUCCUGGACGCACGAUACCCAGAGCGAGAGGCGGCCGACCGAGUGGGAGACGCGCUGGAGUCCGUGUUUGGUCUGAAGAUCGUGAAGGCGGAGCUCACUAGUGCGUACGUGGGCCGAGCCCAGACGAUAUUCAUGAAGGCAAAGAAGGAGGGCGUGGAAAUCCCUGAUGUCGCUCAAGGAUUUCUCCUUCUUCGGGGCGCCCGCCUCGGAGGCGACCGGCGCGCCGUCGUCCCCGCGGCCAGCGAGAGGCAGUGGACGUUUGAGAAGUUGGCCCUGGCACUCAAGACGGUCUACCCGAAGGUGCUGCCUGAGCACGGCGUGCACCUGGUGGAGGACGACUACGUGUGGGAGGCGGCGGGUGAAGAGCAUCCUCCCGCGGCAAGCUCCCAGGAGGAGGUGGAUGCGUUCCUGGCGGAGGUCGAGCAGGAUCGUGAGGAACCCGUAGAAGAGGAUGAGGCCAUCCAGGUGCUGGCGACGUGGAAGGAGACCCGAGUGGCGGUCGCCGAGGAGCGGAAGAAGCGUGGGCUGCCACCUCCACAGGCGCCCGAUCUGAAGAAGUUCUCCGCUCGGGUCCGCUGCUGGGCAUGUAAGCAGGUGGGUCACUUCAGCAAGGAGUGCCCGAAACGAGCUGGCAAGAGUGGCGGCAAGGGCCGCUUCGGCCAGAGGUUCGGGGUUGGCUUCGUCGAGAGUUUCUUCGCUGGAGAAAAAGAGGCCGACCCCUGGAGUGAGAUCGAGGAGAUCCUGGCAACCUGGGACGACAGGGGCCUCGGAGAGCAGCUGACCGAGGAUCAUUUCACGCGUUGCGCGAGGGCCCUGAUUGGCUUGGACACGCUGAGCGAGCUGAUCAAGACGUCUGGGAACGACAUCGAGAUCGACGAGGACCACAAAAUCCCGUGGAGGCUCGGCAACCACCUCGAGAUGGUCGACGCGUACGUGGUCCCGGGCCAGGCGGGCCUCUUUCUGAGCAAGCCCCUCCAGAAGAAGCUAGGAUGCACGCUGGAUAUGGAGAAUGACGAGCUGGUCUUCCCGAAGUUGGGCGUCCGCGUGCUGCUCCAGACGACCCGCGGCGGACACUGCGAGGCCGUAGACGAGAUGCGCGUUGCGAGCCAAGCAAGUUCGCGGAGACCCGUCAUCAUGGAGGUGUUCUCUCCCCCGGGGCUGACCAAGUGGGCCAAGGAGUUUGGGUUUGAGGAUGGCGGCGCAUGCGAUUUGCAGACAGGUUGGGGUGCCCGCCAGCGCGAGGACGUCUCCCGGCUUUCCUGCGACCUGGAGACCAAGGAUCCGUUCCUCGUUUCGCGCAGUCCCCCCUGUGGCAAGCUGUCGCCACUGCAGGCUCUCACGCCCGAGGACCGACGCAAGGGCCCUGAGAGGUUUGAGCGCGAGUUUCAGGAAGUUGUCUCUUUUAUUGUCUUGUGCCUGGUGACUGCGGAGUGGCAGAUGAUGCGCGGGAAGCAUUUCAUACUCGAGCAAUCCCGAGGGAGUUCGGCAUGGGGCUUGAAGGAGAUGACUUAUUUCCUGACGGAGUUUUCCCCCUUCAUCGCAGAGGCGGCGGCGUGCAGGUUUGGCACGCUGGACCGGGUGUCAGGGGUUCCCCUCGCCAAGGUCUGGCGCUUCGCCUCGGAUCUCCCGGAGGUGGCCGAGGAGGUGGGCCGCCAGUGCCGAGGCGGUCACGGGCAUCAGGACGUGAUGGACAGCGCUGGCGGCGUGAAGCGUUCGGUCUGGUCCCAGAUCUAUCCGGACAGACUGGCGAAGGCGUUAGUGAAAGGCGCCUACCGGGCCAGAAUGGAGAACCAGAGCUACAACCGCCAGACGGCCGCCCACGAGGCGGAGGCCAUGGGGGUCGGCGACCAGGGGAAGGACGAGGAGGCGGACACCGAGGGUAAGGAUCGCCUCGCCCGGGACGACCUGUACCAUGGCCAGCCGCAGACCAUCGAGGCUGGCUUGCGCCGUCUACACGUCAAUCUCGGCCACGCCCCUGUGCCUACCAUGAUGAGACAUCUACGCCAUGCGAAUGCGACCGAGGGUGUCCUGAAGAUGGCCGCGGAGUUUCGCUGCCCAGAGUGCGGCGUCAAGGCUGACCCGAAGGCGGUUCGCCCAGCGGCACAAGACAUUGCGCAGCCCCUUUUGAGAUCCAUCGGCAUGGACGUGAAGGAGCUCCCGGGCUGGAUGCCUGAUCAGAUCGCCAAGGCACUCAACAUCGUGUGCGAUACGUCGUCGCUGCAGUCCAUGACUCCGUUCGAUGAGGGCGAUGACGAGGUGGCGGCCGACCUGUUGCGCCUGUGCCGAGACAAUUGGAUUCGGCCAUACCUGUGCCCGAUGUGGAUCCGCCUUGACCCGGCGAAGCCUCACGUGUCCAAGGUCUUCACGAGUGCGAUGGAGCGGGACGGGACCACAAUCCUGGACACGGCCGGCAGCGCCAAGGAGCAGAACGGGAAGGUGGAGCGGCAUGACAGUGGUUCGCCCAGAUGCUGCGCGCCGUGA